Messenger RNA from Punica granatum (pomegranate), 1820 nucleotides. The record is from RefSeq and is a predicted model, not a curated record. Lineage: Eukaryota; Viridiplantae; Streptophyta; Magnoliopsida; Myrtales; Lythraceae.
GGGAAGGGGCGUGAGAAAUGCACUCAAAAGAGCAAAACUCCAAACGCUCCCUUGCCCGAGUGCGUGUCAUCUGCCUUCUGCCCACUUUUCCUUCACACUAACAAACCCAUCCCUCUCCAUCCAUCGAAAUGCAUUUGAUUCCAUGCUUAGAACAUCAUUAGAACUCAAACCUCGUUCAUAGGAUUAAGAUAAAUAAAACACAAAGCUAGCGGUUGCUCCAUGGCUUUCAACAACAAAACCAAGAAGGCCAGUCCCACCUUCCAAGCCAACCUCUGCACCACCCUCUUCUUCGUCGUCCUCUUCGCCAUCCCGGCCUUCUUCCUCCUCCACACUCCAACCACCACCUCCAUCUGCACCAACCUCACCGGCGGUUCCAGUAACAAGCCCUGGUCUGGCGAUCUCCGUGCUGCAGAGUUUGCUUGGAACCGCUUGGACUUCUCUGACGAUCAUGGACACCCCCAGCCGCUGGUUUCCCUGAAGAUCGCGGUCUUCUCACGGAAAUGGCCUGUGGGGACAGUCCCGGGUGGGAUGGAGCGCCACGCCCACACCCUCCACACCGCCCUCUCCCGCCGGGGACAUCGGGUCCACGUCUUCACCUCCCCAGUUCCGGGUGGAGCUGGCGUCCCGGUCCCGUCUGAGAAUGCCGGCUCGGGAGACCCGCAUCUACACUUCCAUGAGGGGGAGCCGGGCCGGUGGCGGUACAACAAGGCGUGGGAGCAGUUCGAGGAGGAGAACGCUAGGGAGCCAUUUGACGUGGUCCACUCGGAGAGUGUGGCCCUGCCCCACUAUGUUGCCAGAAAGAUCCCGAACCUUGCAGUGUCGUGGCACGGAAUCGCCCUGGAGAGCCUUCAGUCGGACAUUUAUCAGGACCUGGCACUCCGGCCUGACCAUGAGCCUAUCUCCCCGGCCUUCAACCGCAGCGUGCAGGGUGUGAUCCCCAAGGUGCUCAAUGAGAUACGGUUCUUCAAGUACUACGCCCACCACGUUGCCAUCAGUGACAGCUGCGGCGAGAUGCUGAGGGACGUGUAUCAGAUUCCGACCAAGAGGGUCCAUGUGAUCCUCAACGGAGUGGAUGAGAAUGACUUCGGAGAUGACCCCAAAAUAGGACGCUCUUUCAGGUCCAAGAUCGGGGUGCCUUCAAAUGCCACCCUCGUGCUCGGAGUCGCUGGAAGAUUGGUUAAGGACAAGGGCCACCCGUUGCUCUUCCAAGCCUUCUCAGACAUCUUCGCGAAACACUCCGAUGUGUAUUUGGUAGUCGCAGGCUCUGGCCCAUGGGAGCAACGGUACCGAGACCUCGGUCCCCACGUGAUUGUGCUCGGCUCAAUGAGCCCAUCCCAGCUGCGUGCCUUCUACAACUCGAUAGACAUCUUCCUCAACCCGACCCUCAGGCCCCAGGGGCUUGACCUCACGCUGAUGGAGGCGAUGAUGAGCGGGAAGCCCGUGAUGGCCUCGAGGUUCCCAAGCAUAAAGGGGACAGUGGUAGUGGACGCGGAGUUUGGCUUCAUGUUUGCGCCGAAUGCGCAGUCGCUCACGGAGACCAUAGACGGUGCGGUCAAGGAGGGGCCCGCCAGGCUGGCCCAGAGGGGGCGGGCCUGUAGGAAGUACGCGGCGUCCAUGUUUGCGGCUAGGAAGAUGGCCUUGGCGUACGAGAGAUUGUUCCUCUGCAUUAAGAACGAUACCUUCUGUAUUUACACAUAGAUUUUCUUUCCUUUUUUGGAUUAAAUUUUUGCGGAUAUAUUCGUCUUUGAUUCUCUUGCGGAAAUUAAAGAGACCUGAUUGAUUGAUUUUCACCCAAGAAAAAGGGAAAAAAAAUUCUAUAA